Messenger RNA from Drosophila virilis, 855 nucleotides. Lineage: Eukaryota; Metazoa; Arthropoda; Insecta; Diptera; Drosophilidae. The record is from RefSeq and is a predicted model, not a curated record.
CAUCGACAACAUCAGUUCGCACUUGGCCGGAAGGUGGCAAUUGAGACACCUCAACGCUUCGGAUUCGCAAUACUGUGUGCGUGUGUAAUAAUCAAAUUUGACAACUGCGCGAAAAACUUUUCAAAUCAAAACAAACCAAGAACUGAAUACCUAAACCAAAACAAUUUAAAUGAUUCAGUAGCUUUUUCAACUUCGUGUUUAUUUUUGCUCUUGGAUUUUCUGCAUACAUAUACCUUGUGGCUUAAUUGGACUCUCAAAUACAUAACACAUAUAUAUAUAUAUACAUCUAUACUCGUUUAAAUAUCGAAACGUCAAGGCAAACGUGCACAAAUCGACCAAAUGACACACAUGAUGGGCCCCACGGAAUGCGCCAGCGCCAUGGUGGCCACAAUGCCAUUUCUGGACAAUGGCCUCAACGGCAAUCUGGCGGAUUAUGGCUGCUAUGCAAAUGACUAUUGGACAUCUCCCUACACGACCGGCGGACUGAGUCCCAUGAAACAGAUUGAAGCUUGCAUACAAACAGCGGGCAAGGAUCGCACCUCGUACAAGCCACUUGAACAGAUCGAUGCCAAGCUGGCGGACAUCGAUGCGCAGAGCACAGGUAGCAACAGCACCAGCAGCAGCAGCCAAUCGAGCAGCGCCGGAAACUGUCAGGAGCAGACGUCCGCUGUUUCAGAUUACCCGGGCGGCGGCGGCGGCGGCAACAACAACAGCAGCGGCAGCAGCCACAACAGCAGCAGCAGCAGCAACAUUAAUGAGUCGACAACAGGAACAGCAGCAACAACGCCAACAACAACAGCAGCAGCGGCCAAAAAGUAUAAGAACAGCCACAAAAAAGACAACAACAAUAUCACA